AUGAUCCACCUGGAGCCGGUACAGCUUGUCUCGACUCCGCAUGUCGUUAGUCUGCCAAACGAUGUUGCCACUACAGACGCAUGCACCACGUAUCUUAAACUUAAGGGAAUCAGCGUCUUUUGCCAAGAACUGCCCAAUGCCUAUUCGGUCUCCCCGGAUGGCUUACUGCCUGUCUUGAACAUACAUGGGCGACUGGUCUCGGGAUUCAUGUCGAUGUGUCUCGCUAUCAAGGCCACUAAAAAGAAUCCGAAUCUCGAAUUGAAGCCGGAAGUACUACAGACAAAGAACUCCCACCAUGUGUUUUUCUUCUGGUUAUCGGACGCCCUGCGGAACAUUGCACUUUACUUCUCCUGGGUAAAUCCCUCAGGAGUUCAGCAGACAAAACAUACACUCCAGAAAGCUUUUCCUUGGCCUGUCUGCAACAUUACAUUUAAUCGUCAAAAAAUGGCCUACGAAAAGUACAUGGAGGCUAUCGGAUGGCUUUCGCGGGGACCCGGAGAAAUCGUUGAAGAGUUCGAUCGUGUGUGCAGCAAGGUUACUAAGGUUCUGGCGAAUGAUACUUUCGUCUUCGAGCGAAAAAAGCCCGGAAAAAUUGACUGCCUUUUAUGUAGUUACCUCGUGACAUUUGAGAAGUAUCCUGUUUUCUUUUCUCCACUGCUUGGUGUGAUCUCCAAGUAUCCUGCCCUUCGACAACUUGUGACAUUGCUUGAUAGAUCCCUCUUGUCGAAAGUUUGA
Messenger RNA from Spirometra erinaceieuropaei, 735 nucleotides. NCBI's taxonomy places the organism in Eukaryota, Metazoa, Platyhelminthes, Cestoda, Diphyllobothriidea, Diphyllobothriidae. The record is from the annotation of a GenBank genome assembly.